Arabidopsis thaliana (thale cress) is the source of this 1318-nucleotide messenger RNA. Its product is annotated as Immunoglobulin E-set superfamily protein. Gene Ontology annotation, cellular component: cytoplasm. Lineage: Eukaryota; Viridiplantae; Streptophyta; Magnoliopsida; Brassicales; Brassicaceae. Gene Ontology annotation, biological process: Rho protein signal transduction. Gene Ontology annotation, molecular function: Rho GDP-dissociation inhibitor activity. The transcript has 5 exons. The record is from RefSeq and is marked reviewed. The coding region runs from base 225 to 896 and encodes 223 amino acids.
UGAUUUGAAAGUGAGACUUACAAGAUUGUAGGAUCACCACAUGACCAUUUCUUCAUGCUCCAAAUAUAAACAUUGCUCAACAAAAAUACACCAAAAAACUCUUUCUCUCUCUGUCUUCUCUAUAGCCAUCGUUGCAUUCUACUCCAAGCCAACGGUUGAAAUUGUGUAAGUUCUUAUUAGAUCAACAAGAACUUAUUUUUUUGGUAAGAGGAAACAAAAUUAAGAUGGUUUUGGAAGAUGAGAUGAAGAAAGGUGAAGCGUCAGGAGAGACAUCAGAGAAAAUGGGGUUAAGCAGAAAGAACAGUGGGAGCUCUUUGUCUCCGACAGAGGAUGAUGAAGAAGAUGAAGACAAGAAGCUCGAACUCGGUCCCAUGAUCGCUCUCAAAGAACAACUCGAGAGAGACAAGGAUGAUGAAAGCCUGAGGAGAUGGAAGGAACAGCUUCUUGGCGUCGUGGAUUUGGAGGAUGUCGGAGAAACACCGGAUCCAGUAGUAAAGAUACUAGAUCUCACAAUUAGAUCACCAGACAGAGAGGAAAUGGUAUUGACAAUACCCGAAGAUGGGUUGCCAAACCCGAAAGGCCCUUGGUUUACGAUAAAGGAAGGUUCUAAAUACACACUUGUCUUCAACUUCCGUGUCACAAACAAUAUCGUUUCGGGCCUUCGCUAUAACAAUACCGUGUGGAAAACCGGUGUUAAAGUGGAUAGUACAAAAGCAAUGCUUGGGACGUUUAGUCCUCAAGCUGAGUCUUACCAACAUGUAAUGCCUGAAGAAAUGACACCGUCUGGUAUGUUUGCUAGAGGAUCCUAUUCCGCAAGAACUAAGUUCAUCGAUGACGAUAACAAAUGCUACUUGGAGAUCAACUACACCUUCGACAUCCGCAAGAGUUGGCAAUGAUCCACCGUAUAUACAUUCUCCCAAAGUCUAAAUCAAUGCUCGUUUGAAUAUUUGAUCAUCAAUAUCUAUUUAAUCUUACAUUCGAUUUUCAAGACUAGAAAAAUGAUUUAGCUUUUGAUUAAAUGAGCAGAAAUAAGAGACCGUUUGUGUAUUUAUGGAAUUUACUCUUCACUUUUCUUGUAAGUAGACCGUUUUUUGGGCACUAUUAAUUUGAAUGUAGGUAGAAUAACGGUCAUAAACAUAAACAAUUCUGUCAAAAUGAAUACAAACUCUUAGAAGAAUUCAGCCUACAAUUCUUUUGCCUUGCCGAAGAAAAGGAGAAAACAGAAAAGAGGAUAACAACAAUAAACAACAACACCUUUUAAGGAUGGUCCCAAAUUACAUGAAAGAAAUUAAAAAGACAAUGUGAGUUCUACAGUGAG